AUGUCUCGCUACGCCGCUGCCCACAUCAAGCCCGAGGGCCCAGGCGAUGCCCGCCCUACAGCCCUCCAAAUCAUCCAAGACGAAGGCGUCGAGGGCACGCUCCAGGGCCAGGUUAUUGUUAUUACUGGCACCUCCUCUGGCAUUGGUAUCGAAACUGUACGCGCCCUCGCCGCUACUGGCGCUACCCUUUACCUUACAGCCCGGGAUCUCGACAAGGCCAAGUCCGCCCUUGAUGGCAUCUUCGACCCCUCCCGUAUGGAGCUAUUCCAGAUGGAUCAGGGAUCCCUAUCCUCUGUACGCGCUGCCGCCACUGCUAUUCUUAAUAAGACCUCCAAGAUCCACGCCCUCAUCAAUAAUGCUGGUAUCAUGGCUAUCCCUGACCUUCGCUUUACUAUCGAUGGCCAUGAGCUCCAGUUUGGCACAAAUCACCUCUCUCACUUCCUCCUCUUUAUGCUGCUCAAACGCGCCCUCCUCGCCGGCGCCUCCCCUGCCCUCCCCUCUCGCGUUGUCAAUGUGUCCUCCUCCAGUCAUAACCUCCAUGGCAUCAACGACGCCGAUAACUACGCCUUCCAGCGCGGCGACUACGAUCCUAACGCUGCCUACGGCCAAUCCAAGACUGCAAACAUCUACAUGGCCAACGAGAUCGAACGCCGCUAUGGUGCGCAUCACCUGCACGCAACCAGUGUCCACCCAGGCAUUGUCCACACAGGGCUGACCAGGCACAUGCCCCCCGACGCCUUUAAGGGGAUGGAUCACGUGAUGUCAUUGAUGAAGAACGUCGAGCAAGGCGCCGCAACGACGGUGUGGGCGACCGUCGGUGAGUCAUGGGAGCAUGACGGUGGCAAGUACCUUGUCGAUUGCGCUGUGGCCGAGCCAGGUUCGGGUGGGGAGGACAAGAUGAUCACGCCCACGUAUGCUGCCUACGCCUAUGAUGCCGAGAAAGAGGGAAGGUUAUGGAGGGACUCGCUCAAGCUUGUGGGGUUGGAGGAUGAGCAGUAG
This is a messenger RNA of Fusarium vanettenii 77-13-4, 999 nucleotides long. RefSeq lists its product as uncharacterized. The coding region runs from base 1 to 999 and encodes 332 amino acids. The transcript has a single exon. The record is from RefSeq and is a predicted model, not a curated record. Lineage: Eukaryota; Fungi; Ascomycota; Sordariomycetes; Hypocreales; Nectriaceae.